UGAACUUGAAGGGAUCCGACUGUACUGAAAAUGGCGGAGAAACGUUAUUUCUGAUAAAAGCUUUAGGCAGAUGGUACUUGUUUAGGUAUUUAAUCUAACACCGUGACAUUCAUACGUGUGUUUAAGUGUGAAAUACAUCUAGGACCACUGUAAAUAAGCAAUACUGGAGUAUUUGUUAGCUUAUUAAUGGAUAAUUCAUUCGCAUUCGGCCUCUGUGAACUCUGAAUCCGUGUCCGAGUUAAAAUUAAACUGUAUUGCCUAAGAGCGCGCUCACACACGGAUUCCACUCACUUCAGCUCGCGCCAAGACGCCGCGUGUCAGAACAGAACUCUUCCGCGUGCACGUGCGCUGCAUCUAACGCGAGGAACUACAAAAACAAUCUUUCCAGUGAAAUCCCAAACUAAAGUCCAGAAUCAGGGAAAAUGACAUCUAAAAGGCAAAGUUUAUUGAGAGAGGCGUCUCAUCAGAUCAUUGCGGGUGGAUCAGCAGGUCUUGUGGAGAUUUGUUUGAUGCACCCACUGGAUGUUGUGAAGACCAGGUUUCAAAUCCAAAGAGGGAAGGGUGACCCAAAUAGCUAUAAAGGCCUUGGAGACUGUUUCAGAACUAUAUUUCGCACUGAGGGAGUGUAUGGCUUUUACAAGGGAAUCCUUCCCCCAAUUUUGGCCGAGACCCCAAAGAGAGCAGUGAAGUUUUUUACCUUUGAGCAGUACAAGAAGCUGUUGAGCUUUACUCCUUUAUCACCUGGGUUGGCUCUCUCUGUGGCUGGCCUGGGGUCAGGGUUAACCGAAGCACUGGUUGUAAAUCCAUUUGAAGUAGUGAAAGUGAGCCUACAGGCCAACAGGGAUUCAUUCAAAGUGCAACCCUCUACAUUUGUACAGGCCAGAACUAUUAUAAACACAGACGGCUUUGGCCUCCGUGGGCUUAAUAAGGGCCUGACCUCCACCCUAGGACGGCAUGGCAUUUUCAACAUGAUCUACUUUGGUUUCUACUUCAACGUUAAAGAUGCCAUACCUGCCAGUCAGGACCCUCGACUGGAAUUCAUGAGGAAAUUUGCCAUCGGUUUGGUUUCAGGAACGGUCUCGUCCUGUGUGAACAUUCCUUUUGAUGUCGCUAAAAGCCGUAUACAGGGUCCUCAGCCUGUUCCAGGGGAGAUCAAGUACCGCAGCUGCUUUCAGACCAUGGGCCUUGUGUACCGUGAGGAAGGAUAUCUUGCCUUAUAUAAAGGUCUGAUUCCCAAGAUAAUGAGACUUGGACCAGGAGGUGCAGUUAUGCUGCUGGUUUAUGAAUACGUAUCUGGCUGGUUGCAGAAGAACUGGUGAUAAUCUGCACAUUACCAUCAGUCUGUACUCCAUCAUCCCCCAGGUCUAUCAAACAGAAUGACAUGCCUGUUCUUCAGCAAUCACACUACCUACCCUGUUUCAAAAUCACAGUUUCUCAGAAGUGACAUGUAGACUUUCCUCCACUGAUGCUUUACAACACCACAGUCACUCCCUGAAUCUAUGUGACAUUCCAACUCCUGUUUAUAUAUGACAUAACACAACACUGAGACAUAUCUGAGAGUUACCUGUCCACAUGCCAGCAUAUAUAAUAGUAACCAGCUCUACACACCCUAACUGAAAGUACCAAAUAGAAACAGCACCUCAUUUUUAACUUAAAGGCAUAGUUCAACCAAAAAUGAGAAUUAUCCCAUGAUUUAUUCACCCUCAAGCCAUCCUAGGUCUAAAUGACUAUCUUUUCUCAGACGAACACAAUCAGAGUUAUAUUAAAAAAUAUCCUGAAAGCGGAAGCGCAGAGCAACAGAGCAAAACAAAACACCAGUCACGAAUUAGAAGUCUAAAAUGAGAAUUUUUAAAUGGAAAUGUCGGAUUUCGAUUUAAGAGUAGAGGAGCUUGAGUUUGUUGCCCAGCCCUAUUUGUUUGAACCGUGAGAGGCGUCUAAGCUUACAAUACUCCUUCAUCCUACGUUGCGUCAGAGGUUACUCUUCCGCCGUAAGUCGACUUGAGUACGGAUGUUUGGCGGAAGCUGGUUAUUAUAGUUUAUAAAGUUGUAAAUAUGGAUAUUUUUCUUACAAAAACCCAUCGCUUCACUUCAGAAGGCCUUUAUUAACCCCCUGGAACCGUAUGGAUUACUUUUAUGAUGGAUAGAUGCACUUUUUUGGGCUUCAAAAUCGUGAGCCCCAUUCACUACCAUUAUAAAGCUUGGAAGAGCCAGGAUAUUUUUUAAUAUAACUGAUUGUUUGGCUGAGAGAAGAUAGUCAUAUACAGCUAGGAUGGCUUGAGGGUGAGUAAAUCAUGGGAUAAUUUUAAUUUUUGGAUGAACUAUCCAUUUAAAUUUGGACUUAAGACUGAAUUACUGAAGCCUGAGGGAUGUGUUUACUGUCUUUGGAUGGCUACCUAAGGACUGUGACUUAUUAGAUUUAGUUUGUAAAUGUAUUCUAUGUUGGAUUUGUGAGACCAGAAUAUCCAUUGCUCUCAAAGUCUCACAUCUCAAUAGCUGUAGCAAUGUUUCAAAUUCAGAGUGCAAAAACAUUUGUAAAUGUGUUAUAGACAUAUCUUACCUACGCAAAGUUAAAUCGGCAAAUUUAGACGAAAAAAGCACAAAUUGAAUUAUGGAAAUUCAAAUUGAACUGAAGAAUUCUGUGACUUCAAAAUAAUUUUGUGAUAUAAAAUAAUUGUAAAACAGCAAUUAUAAGUUCUUGUAUCCUAAAGUGGUUAAAAUUAUUCAUGUAAUGGAUGUGUUUUGCUAAUAAAUGCUCCUGAACUACGAUAAA
Molecule: messenger RNA, 2770 nt
Organism: Ctenopharyngodon idella (grass carp)
Lineage: Eukaryota; Metazoa; Chordata; Actinopteri; Cypriniformes; Xenocyprididae
Gene: slc25a21
Product: solute carrier family 25 member 21
Exons: 11
Coding region: 423-1319 (298 amino acids)
Biological process (GO): transmembrane transport
Source: RefSeq, a predicted model, not a curated record